AUGGAGAACGCCUCCAACGGCAGCCAGGGGCCCUUGGAGCCCCGGGUCCCUGGCGGGAAUGGGGUGGUGCUAGGCGUCUGCUUGCUCUGGCUGCUGGUUUUGAGCACCUUGCUGGGCAACGCCCUGGUCUGCCUGGCCGUCGUCCGGUUUCGCCACCUGCGCGCCAAAGUCACCAACUGGUUCGUGCUGUCACUGGCCUCGUCUGACCUGUGUGUAGCGCUGCUGGUCAUGCCCUGGCAGGCGGUCACUGAGGCAGUGGGCGGGGUGUGGCUCUUUGGCACCCGUUUCUGCGACAUGUGGGUGGCCGCCGACAUCAUGUGCUCCACGGCCUCCAUCCUCCAUCUCUGCAUCAUAAGCCUUGACCGCUACUGGGCCAUUGCCAGCCCCUUCCGGUACGAGCGGCGGAUGACCUGGGGCCUGGCCUCCGCCAUGAUCGCCCUGGCCUGGACCCUCUCCGUCCUCAUCUCCUUCAUCCCUGUCCAGCUCCAUUGGCACAGAGCCGAAGAGCAAGGGGGGGCUGACCCACAGUUGCUACGUUGUGACGCCCGACUCAAUCCCACGUACGCCAUCACCUCCUCCCUGGUCAGCUUCUACAUCCCCGUGUCCAUCAUGAUUGGCACUUACACAAGGAUCUACUGCAUCGCCCAGACUCAGAUCCGCCGCAUCUCGUCUCUGGAAAAGGCCGGAGGGCUGGGGUUUGCGCAAGGGAAAGAGCCUGCCUCUUCGCUGCGCAGCUCGCUCUGCAAGGAAACCAAGGUCCUCCAGACGUUGUCCAUCAUCGUGGGGGUAUUUGUCUGCUGCUGGCUGCCUUUCUUUGUCCUUAACUGCCUGCUACCCUUUUGUGAACCGAGGCCAGGCAGCGGGGUUUCUGGGCAAGUUCUCUGUGUCAGCCAGACAACUUUCCGCAUUUUCAUGUGGCUUGGCUGGGCCAACUCCUCGGUCAACCCAGUAAUCUAUGCUUUCAAUGCGGACUUUCGGAAGGCUUUCAGCAGCCUGUUGGGCUGCCACCGCCGCCCUUGUUGGGCUCCAGGCAGGUCUGCUGUGGAGAGAGUCAACCUGAGCCACGAGCUGGUCUCUUAUCACCACGACUCCUCCUCCCACAAGAGUGGAGGAGAGCCAGUUCCAUCGCCUCUCCCCACCAUUGCUGCCUGGCAUCGGUCCCUGCCCCACACAGUGAGCUCCCAAGGAGAAGGGGAGAGCAAUGAAGGAACCUUGCCAGAGAAAGGGACGUUGUCCUCACGUCAGGCUGCUCAGAGGAGCAACAGCAAAAACCUUCACCUGCCAGCUUUGCUCCCCUCUGAAUGUGAGGCUGAUGUAUCUUUGGAGACUCUUGAUCCCUUUGCAGAGAUUACUGGGCACUAG
This is a messenger RNA of Zootoca vivipara (common lizard), 1362 nucleotides long. RefSeq names its product D(1) dopamine receptor-like. Gene Ontology annotation, cellular component: plasma membrane. The record is from RefSeq and is a predicted model, not a curated record. Gene Ontology annotation, molecular function: G protein-coupled receptor activity. Gene Ontology annotation, biological process: adenylate cyclase-activating adrenergic receptor signaling pathway; positive regulation of MAPK cascade. NCBI's taxonomy places the organism in Eukaryota, Metazoa, Chordata, Lepidosauria, Squamata, Lacertidae.